AUUCAUAUUUCAUUCAUCAAUCCAUCAAUGAUCAAUUCAUUUGCGGAUAGCAAGUAAAUGGAUGUGAGAAAAUCACAUUUUUAUCUUAUGAAUAAACUUUUAAUUCAGUUUUAAUUUACGCCGUCGUAAGUGUCGAAGUCAUGGCUGGAAGCGAAGAGGUACCCGGCACGAUAUCCCAAGAAGAUAUCGAUGAAGCAGAGAAAUUAAAAAAUGAAGCGAAUGAAUAUUUCAAAAAACAAAACUACGAUCGUGCAAUUGAAUUAUAUACUAAAGCAAUAGAGAAAAACCCGAAAAAUGCGGUUUACUACGCAAAUAGGAGUAUAUCCAACUUAAGACUGGAGAAUUUUGGUUAUGCACUAAGUGAUGCAUCAAUGUCGAUUGAUUUAGAUAAAUCCUAUACAAAGGCGUAUUACAGGCGAGCAGCGUCGUAUAUGUCUUUAGGGAAGUACAAGUUAGCGCUUAAGGAUUUUGAAUAUGUAACCAAAGUUAGGCCAAAUGAUCAAGAUGCAAAAAUGAAAUACAAUGAAUGCAAUAAGAUAGUGAAGAAAAUAGCCUUUGAAAAAGCCAUCUCUGUGGACAGGAAGGAAGUCAACAUUGCUGACACUAUUAACCUGGAUGCUAUGACCAUUGAAGACGAAUAUGAAGGGCCAAGUCUGGAAGAUGGUAAAGUAACUCUGAAGUUUGUCACAGAACUGAUGGAAUACUAUAAAGAACAGAAGAAACUACACAAAAAAUAUGCAUAUAAAAUUCUAAUAGACGUUAAAGCGUAUCUCCAAAAACAACCAUCUCUAGUGGACAUCAAAGUGCCAGAUGAUAAGAAAUUCACAGUAUGUGGGGACAUACAUGGCCAGUUCUACGACCUUAUGAACAUAUUUCAAUUAAAUGGUUUACCGUCUGAAACUAAUCCGUAUCUGUUCAACGGAGAUUUCGUGGAUCGAGGGUCUUUCAGUGUGGAAUGCAUCUUCACCCUGUUCAGUUUUAAAUUGCUGUACCCAGAUCACUUUUAUAUGUCACGAGGCAACCACGAAACCCUAGACAUGAACCGUAUGUACGGCUUCCGAGGCGAGGUGACGUCCAAGUACACAUCACAAAUGGCAGACCUGUUCACGGAGGUGUACAACUGGCUGCCGCUGGCGCACUGCAUCAACGGCCGUGUGCUGGUGAUGCACGGCGGCCUGUUCUCCAAGGACGACGUCACGUUGGACGACAUACGCAUGGUGGACAGGAACAAACAGCCGCCCGAGGAUGGCAUCAUGUGCGAGCUCCUCUGGUCAGACCCGCAGUUCAUGGCGGGCCGGGCGCCGUCCAAGCGCGGUGUGGGUUGUCAGUUCGGGCCCGACGUGACCGCGAACUUCCUGCAGAAGAACGGGCUGGACUACAUCAUCCGCAGCCACGAGGUCAAGAACGAGGGCUACGAGGUCGCGCACGACGGGAAAUGUAUUACUGUGUUCUCCGCACCCAAUUACUGUGACACAAUGGGCAACCUGGGUGCCUUCAUCACAAUGAAUGGGAAGGAUCUUAAACCCAACUUCAAAUGCUACGAAGCAGUGCCUCACCCGGACGUCAAACCUAUGGCCUACGCGAACUCAUUCCUGAGCAUGCUCUGUCAAUGAUAUGAGCCCAACUUGUCGGCCAGCCCCGACUCGGAUCUCUUUUACGAGUAAAUCCGACCCAACCGCCAAUCUUAACACCUAUAACUUCCAAAAAUUUGACUAACUUGAGCUAUAAUUGUGACUAUAGUUUUCUUUGUAGUUUGGCGUGGGUGACAGGCAAGAGUUUGAUAUGACUACCGAUUGGAUGACAUUUAAUCGAAUCAAAAAUCGAUUAACGAUUCUCAGGGCCUAGUAUUCGGUAUCGAUUAAAAACGGGAAAAAUAUUUGAAAGUUGAUUUUUUUUUUAUUUAUAGACUAGCGCUUUGACUGCAAUCAGACCUGGUAGCAAAUAAUGAUGCAGCCUAAGAUGGAGCGCGCUUGCCUAGAAGAUGCCUAUCCACCGUUUACUUGACUUUUUUGAGUAGCAUAGUAGGUUGUCAUUUGCAAGCAUCUAUUUAAAUGGCUCGACAGUUAUUAUUUCGAUUAUGGAGUCGCAUGCCGACAAUAGCUAUUUGUUGACAAUACGUAAUUGGUCAUGCAAGUGAAAUAAAUUAAAUUAUUCUGUAUUUUUCUAUAUAACUAUAUCAAAAGAGAUUUUUCGAAGUAAAAGUUCAUAUUUCAAUCAUAACAGAUAAUACUAAUUAAUAAAAUAAAGAAACUUAGUAUGAUUUUCUCACAAUUGCUUCUUUUGACAAAAAUGAACCUAAGUUUCGUUUUAUUGAUGUCACCCAUACCAUGCUAAGACGAAAAUAGUAUAGACUAUAGAGCGACAGCAAAACAUAUACGUUAUGAGUACAUCCCUUUUCUUAGAAAACUAAUGUCUUACGGCCGAAAUCAUAAUAAGUACAGAUCUUCUAUUUCACGGAGACUGUUUGUCUGUGUUUGUGUGCACACGUACACAUUGUUGUAGUGUGCGUGGCGCUCAGUUUCGAAGGCAACGCGGUUUACGUUACGCACACAAAUGCGUUAACGCUUAUCGGUACACUCACUACUACAACCAAGGCCGAACGGUCAUCGUGAAGUGGAUCAUUUUAACUUAUCGACAGAUUACGAAUAGAUUGAUUAUUAUUGAUUAUAUUCGGCCGUUAGACAGCUCUACUACUGUAGUACUCUAUUCCAGAUUUAAUUAUUUCCAUAAACGGAAAACUAUUUUCCAAUAAUACAAAAAAGUAUCGCCUUUGAUAGUUACAUAAUAAUUGGUUUAAGGUUACAUAAUUAAUAAUAAUUAAUUAAAAAAAUAUGCAAGCGAUUUAAAUUAUACAGUUUUAGAAUUGGAUUAUAUUUUUCAUAAUUUCCAUGGAUACAUACCAGUGUGUUUGAAACUUACCUAUGUGUUGCUGCAGUUUGGAUCAUAAAAGGUUUGAGCGUAACGGGGUAUAUUGCCCGCUCACUCGCACUUACAGGCCUUAUCGCAACUGUCGUCAUAAUUUCCAUAAUAAUUGAUAUAGAUUUCCUAUGAUACAAAGGGGUAUUUAUUUUUUAUGUAAGUUCUUAAUUUCCAGAGAAUUAGGGUCAAAUAAAGUGUUUAUAAAUAAUUUGCUAAAAAUAUAAAAUGUUUUGGACGCAUCUUUUCCGAUCCCAAGUAUUUGGAGCAGGUUGUAUUCCAAAGCCGGAAAACAUUGCUGGCAUAGAUAUAUAUUAUACUUAAAUACUAUUUAGGUAUAUAGUACGCUAGAUAUGGCGUGCAAUACUAAUUAAUGAUAGCUGUUUCUUGUGCUGAUUAGAAAGUGUCAAAUGGUCUUCGUAUUCAGAUGAAUCAAUGGGGAUCUACUGGCUAAACUAAUCUCUGAGGGCACCACAAGAUAUCGAUACAAUAUGCGAUUAUUUCGUGAAUUAUUUAAAAUACCUUGAAGCUCCUACUAUUGAAGAAUGGCGUUUGACAGCUUAGUAUAGCCAGAUCCACAGAUGAUAAGGUGCCUCUAUGGCCCGUGCUCCACCUGUCAAAAUAAAUUGGCAGUGUGGAUCCCUAUUAGUUAGGAGUACGCUCAUACAGUCCGACAAGGGUCUUUUGGCGCGUGGCUAAAAUCGGAACUAAAGCCGCCAUCUUGAGAAGUGCACUUGUUGAUAGCGCCCUCACUCAAGUGCCAGAAGAGCCUUAUCUGACUGUAAGUCACAUUUUUUUUUCUUCUCUCAUCUGGCUUUGCAGUAAGUCACAUUACGCAUAUCUAGCGAACUAUGUAGAUAAUAUUAUUACCUUAUCUAUGGUUGCUGGCGAAACAUUUGAAAACAAAACUGUGUGAGAAGGUGCUUCUACAAAUAUUAUGCAGGAAAGGCUUAAAAAAAAUAACGGUGAAUGAAGUGACGGCUAGUAGAAUAAUUUUCUACGGUUUAAAUCCUUCUUUUAAUCUGUAAAUGAAUGCAUUUUUUACUCUGUAUUUAGGUUCUAGUGUUGCCAUUACUUAGUCUUAUAUAUUUUUUAUGUUGCAAUAAACUGUUGAAAUUUUA
Molecule: messenger RNA, 4037 nt
Organism: Maniola jurtina (meadow brown)
Lineage: Eukaryota; Metazoa; Arthropoda; Insecta; Lepidoptera; Nymphalidae
Gene: PpD3
Product: serine/threonine-protein phosphatase 5
Exons: 9
Coding region: 141-1613 (490 amino acids)
Cellular component (GO): nucleus; cytosol
Molecular function (GO): protein serine/threonine phosphatase activity; protein binding
Source: RefSeq, a predicted model, not a curated record